Molecule: messenger RNA, 3608 nt
Organism: Ipomoea nil (Japanese morning glory)
Lineage: Eukaryota; Viridiplantae; Streptophyta; Magnoliopsida; Solanales; Convolvulaceae
Product: putative late blight resistance protein homolog R1A-10
Exons: 2
Coding region: 1-2961 (986 amino acids)
Biological process (GO): defense response to other organism
Molecular function (GO): ADP binding
Source: RefSeq, a predicted model, not a curated record
AUGGCUUACUUCGCCAUAACUUCGCUAAUGGAAACACUACAUUUAAAUUUCUUGCAACCAGAACCACCCUUUCCUCUUGAUGAUUUAGAGGCACAGAUCAGAGAUGACAAUGAAAAUGUUAGCUUGCUGCCAGAAUUUCUUAGAUCUGAGAUUGCCAAUGAUGAUGAGGCCAUGAAAGAUCUAGAGGAUCUAGAGGCUGAGAUUAGAGAUGUAUCGUUGAAAGUCGAAAAGAAAAGGAUUGAGAUGGCAUUGGGUGAGGGCUGGACAAAGCUUUGGCUUCAUGGAAUAGUCUUCAAUCAAGCAGUAAACCAAACUGAAAGUUCAUCAAAAAAUGCUCGGGAUAGUGUACAAAGCUGCUUUCCAGAAGAUGGACGCUGUACACUGUUGAUUCCUUGCCUGGCUGAAGUCAAACAAAAGAUUGUAUCUCUCCAUGGAAAUCUUGGGUUGAUGCAAGAAGUUGUUGAGAAAUCUGAGAUUGAUGCGGGGGCGAUGAAAGAUGUAGAGGCACAGAUCAGAGAUGUAUUGUUCAAAGCUGAAGAAAGGAUUGAAAUGGAGUUGAGUGUGAUUAAUCUAGCAAAGGGCCAGAGAGAUAGUGUUCGUAUGACAGCUAGCAUGCGCAGGCUUCAGGGAAUCUUCAAUGAAGCAGUAAAACAUACUGAUUACCUCAAGAACGAGUUAAUCAGGCUUGCAAAGGCAGAUCUAGAACCCCAAAACAUUACUGUGAUGAGAAAAUUUUCCAGAAAGGCUUCAAAGUUCGACAGUAGAAUGGUGGGAUGCGAGGAGGAGUUCAUGAAGAUAUUGGAUCAGCUCACACAACAAUCAGCUAAGAAGCGACGAGUUGUAUCAAUUGUUGGCAUGGGAGGAAUCGGCAAAACUACUUUAGCUCAGAAAGUUUAUGAAGAUCUAACAAUUGCUUCUCAUUUUGACAGGCGAGCAUGGGUUAGUGUAUCUCAACAGUAUAAUGUGGAACAAAUGCUCCAAAGCCUAAUUGGUUCUGUUAUUGCAGCAUCAAGAGAUGAACUCCUUGAACAGAGGAAUGUUAUGGAUGAACAAAGAAAUUCCAAAGACAAAUUAGCAGAAAAUCUGCGUAAACGGCUGAUGGGUCAAAGAUAUUUGAUAGUGAUGGAUGAUGUAUGGAGCACAGAUGCUUGGGAUAGUGUGCACAGAUGCUUUCCAGAUGAUAAUAAUGGAAGCCGUAUACUAUUGACUUCUCGGCUCAAAGAAGUGGCUGAAUAUGCUAGCUCAGGUAACUCUCCUAUUUACAUGCCUUUCUUAGAUGCCAAUGAAAGUUGGAAUCUCUACUGCAAUGUGUUUGGUAAAAAAGAAUUUGUUUUGGUGUUUGAGCAAGUUGGUAGAGACAUAGUGAAGAAAUGUAAAGGAUUACCUCUAGCUAUCAUUGUAGUAGCUAGUCUUCUCUCCAAGACAGAGGAGAAGGUGGAGAAGUGGAAGAAUGUUGCAAAAAAUGUAAUUGAUGACUCUAACGAAGCAUGUUCAGAAAUACUAUCUUUGAGUUACAAUCAAUUACCACACCACUUGAAGGCUUGCUUUCUAUAUUUUGGAGUUUUUCCAGAAGACUCUGAGAUCCCUAUGAAGAAAUUGGUUAAGUUGUGGGCAGCAGAGGGAUUUUUGGGGGUAGUGAAGCAUCGGAAUAUGGAGGAAGUGGCUAUGGAAUUUUUGCAAGAUCUUGUUGAUAGAAGCCUUGUUAUAGUUAGCAAACAAAGUCACAACGGCAAAAUCAAGGCAAUAAAGAUACAUGAUCUGUUGCGAGACUUGUGCUUAAGAGAAGGUGGACACAAAAAUCUCUUGAGUGUCAUUGGGGGAUUUACUCUUCCAAAACGUUGUCAUUGGAUAAGUAUUAAUCCCCAAUAUUUCAAUAUUAAACACUUUUUAGAGCUCUUUGACAAAUUCCAUUCCUUACACUCUUUUGAAUUUAUUGAUUUAAGCAUUGAAGCAUUUUGUAGCUUCAAACUACUGAGAGUAGUAGACAUGAACCUUGGGCACUGGAACUUUGGGUGCAGGAAUCUGUGGGAUUUUGGAGCUAGGGUACUAAAUACGGAAAAUCUUAUUCAUUUAAGAUAUAUAGCUUUGUCUAUAAACGGAAAAAAAUUCCCUCUUACAUUGAUGCCCGUUGAGCAUUGGAAUAUACAAAGUUUUAUUAUUCGUGCACGUGGUGAUAUGUUGGAUACUUCUCAGGCAUAUAGAAUUUGGAAAAUGCCACUGUUAAGAAAUUUUUAUAUUGAGGGAAUUCCUUUUUCAUUAGAAACUUCCGGAGUUGUUCAUAGACACUUAGAGACUAUAUCUUGGUUGGACCCUAUAUGUUGCACAAAGGAUCUCUUUACAAAAAUUCCAAAUUUAAAAAAAUUGGGAAUUAGGGGUAGACUCUCUUCUGAAAAUCCAAAUUACUUUAAUAAUUUUGUGCAGUUGGGGCAACUUGAGAAGCUAAGCAUCAAAGAUCCGUGCCUUCUAAGUGUUCUGCGUAGUAGCAUCCCAUGGACAACUAGUUUUCUACCAAAUCUUAAGAAGCUCAAGUUCAUGGAGACUAAUUUGCCAUGGAAUGCAAUGUGGCUUAUUGCUAUGUUGCCGAAUCUAGAGAUUCUAAAACUGAUUCAUGCUUGCAGAGGCGAAAAGUGGAAACCAUCUAAGAGAAGGUUCUGUCGAUUGAAGAGGUUAGUAAUUGAAAACACAAGACUCAGAUAUUGGAAUGUCGUGGGUGAACAUUUUCCUAUGCUAGAAUGUUUAGAGUUACGUAAAUGCGACUAUUUGCAAGAGAUCCCUAGUGAUUUUUCCGAUAUCAACACACUGGCAUUGAUUCAGUUAAAUGAGUGUUGGGAUUCCCUUUUGGCUUCUGCAAAGUGGAUUCAAGAAGAGCAACAUAACUACGGAAAUGAUACCCUCGUUCGUUCCAAAGAUAUUUGGUAUUUCAAUGAAAAAGGAGAAAUCUCAACUCUCAAGGAAGGAUAAUGUGCGUGAAUAGGAGGAAGCCAGGGAGUAAUAUGCCAAUGAAUAAUUUCACCCUUCUGUUUCUCCUUAACAUAUUAUUCUUAAGCACAGACAAAUGAGGAGGUGCUUCUCCUGCUGAAUCUCAGAUCUCCAAAGAUCAAGUUUAGAGGCACAAUUACCAAUAUUAGUUAAGUUGGUCAAACAGUUAAUAGUGACCAUAUGUUUCAAGUUCAACUCCCAACGGGAGCGGCCUAUUAACCUUCAUGGUUUCUGUCGGUCAGCUAUGGACAACUUAGAUUGGUUUAUCUAUUGAGAUCCUUUGUUCACUUAGAGUUAUAAGGCGGUGGGUUUACCCAAUACACACUUUCGGAUAAUGAUUCUGGAUUUCCCUCGUUACUAAAAAAAAAAAAAAUUGUUUAGAGGCACUAAUGAGAGGUGUUUGGCUGUUUUGGUGAUCUGAAAUGGUUUGUGUUUCUGGGAUGAAGCUGUUGAUUGGACUUUUAGGUUGGAAUAUCAAAAGCUGUGGUGACUGAUGAAUCUGCUAGUGGUUUUGUACUUGAUGUGGGUUUAUUGUUGUGCAUAUUUUGGCUCAAUACUCUGUUACAUGAUAUACUAUAUCUAAUCUAUAAUUUUAUAAACAAUCCAUUUAUGAAAUAAUGUAAUUAUUA